UAAUAUGGACGACGUUAUGUAUAUAUAAUGUGGUGAACGUUGUGCGUUAACAUGUGAGAGGAAGCCCGUACUGUGGCUCACACUCGGUGCGUUUGAGCUGAAACAUGGCAGCUUUAGCGGUUUCCUUCCUGUUCCUGGUGCUGUUGAUCGGCACCAGCAGCGCAAAAUACGAACCGAACUGGAAAUCCAUCGACUCCAGGCCCCUCCCGGAGUGGUACGACCAGGCGAAGUUCGGCAUCUUCAUCCACUGGGGGGUCUUCUCGGUUCCGAGCUUCGGCAGCGAGUGGUUCUGGUGGUACUGGCAGAAGCAGAAGCUGAAGCCGUACGUGGACUUCAUGCAGAGGAAUUAUCCUCCAGACUUCAAGUAUCAAGACUUUGCAACGCAGUUCACUGCCGAGUUCUUCGAUGCCAAAGAGUGGACGGACAUCUUCGCUUCAUCCGGGGCGAAGUACAUCGUCCUGACCACGAAACACCACGAGGGUUUCACGCUGUGGGGCUCGAAGAACUCGUGGAACUGGAACUCGGUGGACGUCGGGCCGAAGAGAGAUCUAGUGGACGAGGUGGCGAGCGCCCUGCGUACUCACAGCGACCUGCGUUUAGGACUGUACCACUCUCUGUUCGAGUGGUUUAAUCCGCUCUUCCAACAGGACGCUGCCAAUGUCUUCAAGACUAACUACUUCCCGACCAGCAAAACUCUGCCCGAGCUGUACGAGCUCAUCGGGAAGUACAAGCCGGAGCUGCUGUGGUCCGACGGGGACGGAGACGCCCCGGACACGUACUGGAACAGCACGGGCUUCUUAGCCUGGCUCUAUAACGACAGUCCCGUCCGGGACACGGUGGUAACCAACGACCGCUGGGGCUACGGCUCCAUCUGCACCCACGGAGGAUAUUACACCUGCAGCGACCGCUACCAGCCGGGUCACCUGCUCAAACACAAGUGGGAGAACUGCAUGACCCUCGACACCAAGUCCUGGGGCUACAGACGCAACGCCGCACUCAGAGACUACCUCUCCAUCCAGCAGCUCGUAGCGACGCUGGUGGAGACGGUGUCCUGCGGGGGAAACCUGCUGAUGAACAUCGGGCCGACUCACGACGGGAGGAUCCCCCCCAUCAUGGAGGAGCGUCUGAGGCAGAUGGGUCAGUGGCUGCAGGUGAACGGGGCGUCCAUCUACAACACGACGGUGUGGCGAGCUCAGAACGACAGCCUGACCCCCAACGUCUGGUAUACUUUCAGACCGAAGGAAAAGAUCAUCUUUGCCAUUUUACUGGAGUGGCCCAACACCGGAUCUGUGGUUCUGAGUGAACCCGCCGCCACGCACGGACGGACCCAGGUGGAGCUCCUGGGUUACCGGGCCCCUGCGGUGGGAGCUUGGUGGCCCCCGGCGGGCUGCGUGUCCUUCUGCCGCCAGCUCUCCGUCAGCCCGCUGCCUGUCAGCUGUGUGGCUGCACGCUCGCGGCUGACGGGCGCCUCGUGAAGGGACAGAUAAGGAAGCAGCUGCAGCUUAAAUGUCUCUGCUGUCUGAGCUGCUGGUCGUUUCAAACAUUCAGUCUUUUUAAACACACGCAGGGAAAUCAAGAAUAAAUAUUAAUACAUGGUCAUUGUGUUUAUCUCCAGUGGUGGAAACUAAUCUGAGUAUUUGUUUGAUUAUUAACUAAUACAAAAUAUAAACUGAUAAGUUAUGAUACAUUAUUAUGAUUAUGCUACCCAGUAGUAUAAUAUAAGUACAUUUAGUGAAGUUGUACUUCAGUAUUUCCAUUUUAUGAGUAACUUCUACUCCAAAUAUUACUUAUUGCACGACAACAUUAUAAUACAAUAAUAUAUAUUAUAACUUUAGGGAUAUUUGAUACUGUAGUAAAUGUGAGUGCGUCUUCCACCUCUAGUAACUUUGGGAUAUAAGUCAUCUUCAGGCCUGUAAACUGUUUGACCUCUGAUUGUUUUUUUCAUGCAGCACUGGUGUUUUAUAUGUGAAGCAAUGUUUAAAUAAAAUAAAUACAAUCUUCA
Messenger RNA from Cottoperca gobio, 2002 nucleotides. RefSeq names its product alpha-L-fucosidase 2 (gene fuca2). Gene Ontology annotation, cellular component: lysosome. The record is from RefSeq and is a predicted model, not a curated record. NCBI's taxonomy places the organism in Eukaryota, Metazoa, Chordata, Actinopteri, Perciformes, Bovichtidae. Bases 105 to 1475 code for a protein of 456 amino acids. The transcript has 7 exons. Gene Ontology annotation, biological process: glycoside catabolic process; fucose metabolic process. Gene Ontology annotation, molecular function: alpha-L-fucosidase activity.